This is a messenger RNA of Trichosurus vulpecula (common brushtail), 794 nucleotides long. It is a transcript of the gene CENPS, whose product is annotated as centromere protein S. The record is from RefSeq and is a predicted model, not a curated record. Lineage: Eukaryota; Metazoa; Chordata; Mammalia; Diprotodontia; Phalangeridae. Gene Ontology annotation, biological process: replication fork processing; resolution of meiotic recombination intermediates. The coding region runs from base 24 to 446 and encodes 140 amino acids. Gene Ontology annotation, molecular function: chromatin binding; protein heterodimerization activity. Gene Ontology annotation, cellular component: FANCM-MHF complex; Fanconi anaemia nuclear complex. The transcript is spliced from 5 exons.
GGGCGCGCGCUGCCUUGGCCGCCAUGGACCCGGAGCAGCGGGAGGAAGAGGAGGAGGAGCAGCGGCGGCUCUCGUUCGUCAAGAAACUGAAGGCGACUGUCCACUACACGGUGGGCUCCAUGUGCCAGGAAGCCGCUGAGGCCAAAGGCGUCAGGUUCACCAAGCCGGCCAUCGCGGCCAUAUCUGAAGUCACCUUUCAGCAGUGCGAACAUUUCGCCAAAGACCUUGAGAUGUUUGCCAGACAUGCAAAAAGAAGCACGAUUAACAUGGAAGACGUGAAGCUCUUAGCCAGGAGGAGUAGCGCAUUGCUAAGUUACAUCACAGAGAAGAGUGAAGAGAUUUCUCGAGCAAACCAGGAACAGAAGGAUAAGAAGAAAAAGAAGGCAGACGGAGGAAGCAAAAAAUCCAGUAAACAGGCAGUGACCGAAAUGGACAUUGACGAUUGAGAUGGCCUCCUGCUGCCGCUGGAUGCUCCUUUUCCAGCUGCUCUGGGUGGCAUCGGGGCCAAAGGAGCGGACCAUGGCAGCAGUCACCAUCCCACAAGCUCUACUGUGGGAAGCCAACUUGGAAGGAAUGAAUGGAGAGAGAGUAGAUACUGAUGGGUGUUUGGGGGGCUAAUCUUGUUCCUACUGUAAAUAGUUGACUAAAAAUUUAACACAUAAGAAAACUGGAAAUACUUAAGCAAGAUAUUCUGGUGCCUUUAUUGGUACUCUGAGAAAGGAGUGUUGGAGCAGUGUGAAUUUAAAUUAUUAUUAUUUUUGUUUUUUAAUUAAUAAAACGUUGUGUAGCUAACC